GCCCGGGACAGGACGCCUCUCUGUCGGAGGCUCCAGCAGGCUAAAGGCUAAAGCAGCUCAGAGGCUGUAAUCCCCGUAUGAGACCAUCAUGGCUGCCACUCGCUGAGCUGUCAAGCUCUCCACAAAAGAAAAGAAACCUGUAGAAGAAUGGACUACAAACGGCGUGUCAACAAGAAGAAUAGAGAUUGGCACAAACGGCUCCACCUCAGGAAGACUGCCGUUCAGCCCCCGACUAUGCAAAGUGAAGAUAAGCAUGGACCAAAGAAGAUAGCAGGGGAGCGGGGGCAAUGCACAGCAUGGCCUUCAUCAAAGAAGCCCCCCCAGGAAGCACAACAGAGGAUGAUCGACAGCGGAAAAACACUCAGGUUCAUGUGCUCUCAGUGCGGGGACAAUGUGGAAUAUGUUCCCAAGGACUUGGUGAGACACUUUGAGGAGAAACACAGAGGGAGCCCCCCGAUGUUUCCCUGCCAUACGUGUGCUUUUAGCACACAUGAGUUCUCCUACCUUCAGGUUCAUCUGCUAAGCCACAAGGACACUUUUUCUAGCUGCAUCAUUUGUAAUGACAAUGUUCAACGUACAUGGUCUGAGUUUAGCGCUCAUCUGACUCUGUGUCACUGCCAAAAUGGCAAAUAUUCAUGUGAAACAUGUCACAAGUUCUCAACAGGCGACGUUGGAGUGUUUUUAGAGCACAUAUAUGCACACAGUUUGGGCCUGGAAGGAGCUGAUGGAGAUCUGUUGCUGCACAAGAAUAAACCUUUGAGUUGUCACCACUGUGGCUACGAGGCAUCUCACAAAUGGUUGAUUACAAAGCACAUCAAAGUCUGCCAAAACGGUAAUCAGAGGAGUAGGAAGAAAGAGGAGGAGAAGGAGGUUCAUUCCAUAGCAAUGAAACCAAAUGACCCCCCAAUCCCAAAAAUGAAGCCUAGACUUACGAGAAGUGCAGUUAGAGAAAUGUGCUGGCUGACAGAGGACUGCCUCGCUCUGCCGGGGAAAGAAUUCCUCGAUAAAUACUGCCAUCUGUCAGAUCCUCAAACGACGCUGGAGGAGACUCAGCAGUUUCUCAUGAAAUCUGUCGCUGGGGAAAGCGGUGACCAGAGAUGGACCAAGGCCCUUAAAAAUGUUUUAUCGAACGUCCCGCAGGACAUGAAUCUUCACCCAAAGUCAGAGAACGGGAUCAUGUCGAACGCGGCAGAUCUCACCGUCCUAACAGUCAAAAACAAAAUCACAGUCGCCCAGAAUGGCGCUAAAUACGCCAAAAGGUUAAAACUAGUAUCACCAGCUGAAUCUGUUCCACCUGAAAGUGCCGGAGACGAUACUCACUGUGUUGUCAACCAAAAUGGAUGUCAGUCGGAUUUAAACGAUGGCACACCUGAAACCAAACAAGAUAUUAAAGAUGUUUCAUUGCCCACCCUGAACGAGACAUCCAAGUGUGCACAAAUGGAAGAAAAUAGGGAGAACCAGGAAGUAAAAACUGAUCAGAACCAAGUGGAACAUGUUAAGAAACAAGAGGAGCCUAUGCAUGAAGAAAAUGGGAACAAUAUUUCUAAUAAGAGUGUAGAGCAGACAUCCAUUCAUAAAGUUGUACCAAAAAAUAAGAGACAAAAAGGUGGACAUAGAAGAAAGUGUAAAAAAAUGGAUGAAAGAUCAGCAGCAUUGGCCUUGAAGAUCGUGCUAAAGAAGAAUCCAGUGAAAGAGAAGCAGUGGGUAUCUCAGAGCUCCCUGUCUCCAUCAGGACGCGGUCUGACGGAUCCUGGACUGCAGAUCCCUCAUGCGUCAUCAGGAGAGACAAUAACUACGCCAUUAGAAGUGCAACAGAAGAAAUUGACCAAAGCUCUUCAGACUAACCUGCACGACCUGUCUAAAGCUGUCAUUUCAACCUCAAAGCCAGAAGAAAAGGUGACCCCGGGAUGUGCUGGAAUGCCAACGAAGUCUAAAAAUAUGGACAAAAAUAUACAGAUGGAGCUCGAUGGCCUGCAGCAUCAAGUAAUGAAAGAUGACGCAGGGAAGCCAAUGGAAACAGAGGUAGACAGGAGCAGUUCAGCUGGCAGGACGGCUGCAGAUUCGUGCCCUGAGAGCGUCCAAAUGUCCAGCGGUGACACGGACGACAGUGUGUCAGGUGAUAAGACAAGUUCAGCCGCUGAUGGAGUGACUUCUCAAAGCAGCUCCAACAAGUCCUCCUCUGAAUCCCAGCCUGCCAUUACACCACAUGGUGAGAUAAACUCUGUGGAAUGUGGCCAUUCUCUCUCUUCAGAGCAGACUGUUGACGUAGCGACAGACAGAGUUGCGCCUGCAGACCCUAGCCCAGCUUUCCUUACUUCACCUGAGUCCCCCCCUGACUCUCAAAACCAGUGGCAGCCAGCCCCAAAAAGCCUGGAGAGGACCCUGAAGCUUGUCGCCUUAAGUCCCUCUCAGCUGGUGAAGCGUCCAGCUGGAGACCAGCCUGUCGUGGUUUUAAACCACCCAGACGCCGACAUCCCUGAGGUGGCCAGGAUCAUGGAGGUCAUCAACCGUUACAGAGGGGAGGUACAGAAGGUCAUUCUGUCUCGGAGGACGGUGAACGCUCUCUCAGGCGUGAACGCAGACUGCCAACCUGAACCCACGGAGUUCAGUAAAAACUCUGUACAGGAGAGGUUUUUGUUAAAAAUGAAAUUUCGCAGGUUGAGCAGGAAAAAGUACGAGGUGGUGGGCGCCGAGUCUCCCAGCAGAGACACUGUGACAAAGUUGAGCUGCUGGUUCUGCGGCAGGGUGUUUGUAUGUCAGGACACGUGGAUGGUCCAUCGACAGCGACACUUGAUGGAGUGGAAACAGCCAAACUGUGAAGACUCUUAAACGUCGCACACACUGGAU
Molecule: messenger RNA, 2847 nt
Organism: Cheilinus undulatus (humphead wrasse)
Lineage: Eukaryota; Metazoa; Chordata; Actinopteri; Labriformes; Labridae
Product: zinc finger protein 518A
Exons: 3
Coding region: 148-2829 (893 amino acids)
Source: RefSeq, a predicted model, not a curated record